Messenger RNA from Closterium sp. NIES-65, 276 nucleotides. The record is from the annotation of a GenBank genome assembly. NCBI's taxonomy places the organism in Eukaryota, Viridiplantae, Streptophyta, Zygnematophyceae, Desmidiales, Closteriaceae.
AUGCAGUGCCCGCUGCUGACGUGGCUCAGCGCACUGGCGGUGAGCGUGAGGAGUGCGAGUGUUGGUGGAGACGACAUAUGCGCGGUAGCAGAGCUGCUGGGUCACCACGGCCAGAGCCACCGCAACUGCGCCCAUCCCUGCUGCCGUGAGGUAGCCCUCCGUGGGCCCACACUGUCCUGCCUCGCUGCUGCUGCUGCUGCUGCUGCUGUCACACGCUUCCAGGUAGGCGACCUGGUGGAGGGGAAGGAAAGGGGAGGGGAGACGUAUGCGCGGUAG